Messenger RNA from Prunus armeniaca (apricot), 201 nucleotides. Lineage: Eukaryota; Viridiplantae; Streptophyta; Magnoliopsida; Rosales; Rosaceae. The record is from the annotation of a GenBank genome assembly.
AUGGCUGAGUCUCGGAUAGGUUUAACAAUGUGGAGCUCUGUCGCGAACCGGAAUUCGGGUACGGAAUUCAGGGAUAUGUGGUUUAUCGGCUGCAGGUUUCGUCUUCGAUCGGCGGUCGAUUCGUACUCCGUGGCUUGCGAGGCAUUUUCUGAACACCGUCUUCUUCUGAUUCCGGUUGGGGUUACAAGCAAGCAGCUUUGA